Molecule: messenger RNA, 2444 nt
Organism: Rubroshorea leprosula
Lineage: Eukaryota; Viridiplantae; Streptophyta; Magnoliopsida; Malvales; Dipterocarpaceae
Source: the annotation of a GenBank genome assembly
GAGAAAGCAGGCCAACAGAUUGGCAUAAAGGUUGAAGAUCUGAUCAGCCAAGGGGAAUGUUCCUCUCCAUCCAACCUCAGGAGAAAAAUUGAAGAAUCGAGGCAAAUACUUGAGCAAGGAAAAGAAUUCACUAAUGCUGGUGUGAUUUUGGUCAGAGAUGAUCACUCAAUCAAAGGAUUUCCACUUCUCGUUGAAAAAUGUAGUGGCAGGGAUGAUAUACAAGAAGAAAUUCUGGAAUGGUUGAAGGGAGACAAGGUUGCAAGAAUUGCAAUUUCGGGAAUGGGUGGUGUGGGCAAGACAACAAUUAUGAAGAAUGUCCACAACCAACUGACAGCUUCCUGCUAAUUCUGGAUGAUGUGUGGGAGCCUUUUUCUCUAGAAGAUGUUGGAAUUUCUAAUCCAGUUGGAAAUAAUGGUUGCAAGUUAGUGCUCACAACACAGUCAAAAGAUGUUGCUCGUGCAAUGGAUUGUAAUGUGAUCCAUGUGAACCCUUUUCCACCUGAAAAAGCAUUAGAAUUAUUCUCGGAGGAAAUUGGAAGUGAUGUGUUUUCAGAUGGCAAAAUUAAAAGAGAUAUAAAGCCAUUUUUGAAGCAAAUUUUGCAGAAAUGUGAUGGAGUACCCCUUGCUAUUGUGAUAGUGGCAAAAUCAAUGAAAGGGAAAUUACUUCCUCGUCAUUGGAAGUUGGCACUUUCUGAAUUUAGUAAAUUUGAAAGCAUUAUUGAUUGUUUGAAAUUCAGUUAUGAAUGCCUAGAACCACAAUGCCAAGAGUGUUUCCUAUACUGUGCAUUGUAUCCUGAAGAUGCUGAAAUCUACAAGGAAGAGUUAAUUGAGUAUUGGAUUGAGGAGGGGCUUAUAUAUAAAGAAGGGAAAACUAGGGAGGCAAUGUAUUGGAAGGGUCAUGAUAUACUCGAUAAGUUAGUUAACAACUGCUUGUUGCAAUCGGUUAAAAAAGAAGACGAAGAAGAAUGUGUGAGUAUGCAUGAUCUUCUCCGAGAAAUGGCACUGGAAAUCAGUCCUCAAUUCUUGGUGAAAGCUGGCAUAGCCUUGCGAAAGUUACCAGAGGAGCAUGAAUGGAGAGAAAAUCUUUUGAAGGUUUCUUUAAUGAGGAAUCGCAUAACAGAAAUUCCUUCAAGCAUGCCGUCUCCAAAGUGUCCUAUGCUCACAACCUUGCUGUUGUCCAAUAAUAAUAUUUUAACAAUUCCAGAAGCUUUUUUUGAGCGUAUGCUUGGGCUCAAGAUUGUUGAUCUUUCCAAGAAUCGUCAGCUAUGUAGGCUGCCGAGUUCUAUCUCCAAAUUGGAGAAGCUUACUACAUUAUUGCUAUGGGGAUGUCAGUCCUUAAGAGAGACGAUUGGAAUUUGGGGGAAGCUUCAAAACCUUGAGAAGCUGGAACUUGGUUCUUUGUAUAACUUGAAUAUGGUGUUUGGGGAAGUAGGAGCAAUUGCUGAGUCAGCAUCGUUACCAGCUGGCAGAUUUUCCUCCCUUCAAGAUAUUAGAGUUUGGGGAUGUAAUAAAAUAAAGAAGUUAUUCUCGGUUAGGUGGCUGGGAUAUCUCCAGAAACUACAGACUGUUCAGACUAUUGAGGUUAAAUGGUGUUCGCAAAUGGAGGAGCUGAUAUCGUCAUCGGCACAUGAAGAAGAAAAAGUCACUCUACCCGAGUUAGAAAGGUUGGAAUUGACAAAAUUGCCCUUAUUGAAGAGCAUCUGCAGCAGCUCCAGCGUGUUGAUUUGUGAUUCCAUCCGGAGCUUGACGAUUUUCGACUGUAAGAACCUAAAGAGGAUUCCUCUGAAUUUUCCCUUGCUUGAUAAUGCCCAAUCAUCCCAUCCUCCUUCCCUCAAAGAAAUUGUGCAAUUGGGAUUCGACUCGGUAACCACAAGAAAGUUGGAGGAAAUCACAUAUGCACUAGUUGCCACUGCUAUUGGGUUUUCAAUGUAAUAUAAUCUUUGUUUUUCUUUUGCUGUGUGUGUUGUGUGUUUAAAUAUGUCCAAUUUUAAGUGGAAAACUGGAAAUGUUUGUUUCUUUAUUAUCUGUGUAAUGUUGUCUUUGAAACUCUGUGUGAAAAAGACUUGAAACUGUAUUUGCUUUUCUUGUCAUAUUCCCUGCUUCCAUGCCUCUUAUUUGACACCUAGUUUCAAAUUCGAUGGUUUCCAUGUGUGCCCUUAAAGAUGUCUGCUCUGGCCAUGGACAAAUUGACUCGAUUUUUGAAGGUGACUUCUUAGUUGGUUACGGUUGAGUACUCUCUUGCUAUUUUUAUUAUAUCAAUGCUUUUCUUUUCUUUUUUUUUGGGGGGUGAAAUAUAAGGACUUGCUAAUCAUACUUAGAGGCUGUUAAUUUAUUCUGAUGCAGUAUUUUUAACUUGUGGUAUUAAGAUAAUAUAUGAUGUUACACAGUGGGAAACAUUUGCAAAUCUAUUAAGAUGCUUGUUAGAAACAAAGUUGAUAAUGUGUA